This is a messenger RNA of Episyrphus balteatus (marmalade hoverfly), 1622 nucleotides long. RefSeq names its product GPI mannosyltransferase 2 (gene PIG-V). The record is from RefSeq and is a predicted model, not a curated record. Gene Ontology annotation, biological process: GPI anchor biosynthetic process. The transcript has 2 exons. Gene Ontology annotation, cellular component: endoplasmic reticulum membrane; mannosyltransferase complex. Lineage: Eukaryota; Metazoa; Arthropoda; Insecta; Diptera; Syrphidae. Gene Ontology annotation, molecular function: GPI mannosyltransferase activity; alpha-1,6-mannosyltransferase activity. The coding region runs from base 247 to 1566 and encodes 439 amino acids.
GGCGUUGAUAUGAGUUUGAACCUCAUUUUAACCCCACAUUAGUUUCAAUGACGUUUGGCUGAAGUUUCGAAAUAUACUAGUAGUACUAGCAAAUAUACACAACAACAAAACAAAAAUGCACACGCGGGCCGGUUGCUGAUUUUCAAUGCAAUAAAAACUUGAAGAACCAACUGAAAAUUAUACCUCAAUUGAUUGGAAUUACGCCUCGACCCAUAAAGCCGGCUGACGAAAACCUGAACGACCGACAUGAGUGAAAAGGUAACCAAACUUGCGUUAGCCAGUCGCAUAAUCGUUCUCGUUGUGCAGCUCAUAUCCGAUGCUUUGAUUCCUGACCAUAAUGCCGAUGUCUUCAAAUCUCCCACCAAACUCAACCAACAAACUUCAUUCUUAGAUAGAACUCUUGACUUCAUAUUCUCUGGACUAAGACGCUGGGAUGCAGAAUACUUCCUCCACAUCGCCGAGCAUGGUUACAGCUACGAGAACUCUCUUGCAUUCUAUCCUCUCUAUCCAACUAUCACGGGCAUAUUAGCAAAGUCAAUAUAUUUCGUGGGAAUAGGAGUUUCUUUGCGCACUCUGGUACUCGUUGUUGGAAUAGCACUGAAUAUUUACUUCUUUUGCCGGGCAGCUAAUUGCCUAUACGAACUUACUCAGAAAAUAUUCGGAGAUCUAAAUAAGUCGUGGAAUGCCGCUGUCAUCUUCUGCUUCAACCCUGCUUCAGUGUUCUUCACGGCUCCUUAUUCGGAGGCAUUUUUCUGCUGGUUGUCAUUUAGCUUGAUGCUAGAAUGCGUUGGACAGGUUUCGCUAUUUACUACAUGCCUGGCAUCAGCACUCGGCAUAGUUUGUCGUUCAAAUGGGAUGCUAAAUUUGGGAUUUCCAGUAUAUUUCAUAUUGAGGAAAAUCUUUUUGAAGCAAACCAAAUGGUUGGCUCUUAAACUGGUGGUAUUAGUUUUCGUAUCAGUGAUCCCGCUAACUUUUUUCUGUUUUUAUGCGUUCCACCAGUUUUGUUCGAACAAUUCUACAAUCGAACACCCACCUGAGGUUAUUCAAUAUGCUGUUGAAAGAGAGUAUGUUUUGGCUGGCGACCGUAUUCCGCCUAACUCUCCUUGGUGCGAUCAAUCUUUUCCAUUUCCUUAUACCUACAUCCAGAAUCACUAUUGGAAUGUGGGAUUCAUGAAUUACUAUGAGUGGAAGCAGUUGCCAAACUUUAUUAUCGCCUCUCCAAUAAUUGGAUUUAUUCUGUAUCAAACAUUUUUUUAUUUCCGCUCGAUUUGCAAUUUUAUUCGUGUCUCGACACUUCAGCAGGCCAUAAGUGAAUGGAAGUCAAUCCCAUUUAUCGUGCACUGUCUAUUCCUGACGAUUUUCUGUACAUUCUUUACUCAUGUUCAGAUCACUACGAGAGUUAUUUGUUCAUCAUCGCCUGUCCUCUAUUGGUUCGCAGUCAACCAUCUACCAAAGACAUUCGAUAGAAUCGAAUGGAAGUCUGCCAAUUCGGUGGUGCUGCUGUGGUUCAGUGGAUAUUUUCUUAUUGGAACUACUCUGUUCAGUAAUUUUUUACCAUGGACGUAAACUAGACUAGAUUUUUGUGAAUGUAAUUCCAUUAAAUUUGAUUUUGUCUAGAUUUA